AUGUCUUCCUCUCAGGAAAUCAAGUUCGCUCUUAGCCGCAUCAAUCGUGUCCUGAAAGGAAAGAGAACAGCCGGUUACAGAGAUAUUCGUCUGGGCCUCGAUCGUAUCAAACGUGUCGUUCCACAAAAGCAAGAGUGGAAAGGCAUACAUGUCGCUGGAACGAAUGGCAAGGGUUCAAUAUGCACCUUUCUCGCCGCCCUGUUCAAACUCGCCGGUCUCGGUUAUGGAAGCUUCACAUCACCCGCUUUUCCAGAGAGACAUAAUGGAGUCAUCAUAAACGGCCUCUACGUGAAUCGACGCAUGUACGAGAUGGAAAUGCAGCAUGUUGAAGACAAGUGGCAGCGAGUUGCCACUGGUUGGACAUAUCAACACUUGGAUGAUCCCAAAGGUCUGUCACCAUUCGAAGCUGAGACGGCAACAGCAUUCCGGGUUUUCAACAAGAUGCACGUUCCUUAUGGCAUUGUCGAAGUUGGUAUGGGCGGCGCCACCGAUGCGACCAAUGCCAUGAAGCGCAAGGCAGUCACUAUUAUUUCCAAGAUCGGUCUUGAUCAUCAAGAGUACCUCGGAAACACCAUCGAAAACAUCGCCAAAGUCAAAGCCGGCAUCAUGCGAAAAAACGUUCCUUGUAUCGUUGACCACACUAACCCUCCCUCUGUCAUACACGUUCUCCGACAACACGCCCGGGAGAUAGGUACAGACAUUAUUCUCACAUGGAAAGGUGAACCUUUACUCAUGACCCUCAACAAUGAGAAAUGGGAGCUUGAAAGUUAUCAAGUGCAGAACCUGCUGUGCGCGGCCAUGGCAUUCCGUCACUUGUUCCCACGGCUGCCAAUCGACUUCAACAAGCUCUUAUCUAUGGAUCCUUUCUUACCCGGUCGAUUGGAAACAGUUCGUGUAGACUCGCCUAGUAUCGAGAUGCCUCGAGAUAUUCUGGUUGAUGGUGCUCACAACAUGCUGGGUAUUGAAGCACUGGCCAGUCAUGUCGACAAGCGUUUGCGAACGCCGGAUGUGCCAGUGACUUGGGUUAUGGGCAUGUCGGCCAGCAAGGAUAAGCCUGUGUUGGAAAUCAUCGACAAGCUCGUUCAACCGCACGAUAAUUUUGCCAUGGUCGAAUUCAGUCAAGGCCCCAACGAUCCUCAACCGGCACCCGCCAACUACGGUACUGAGCACGCUAGGAGUUUGCUCCAAAGCCCCGACGACCAAAUCUACGAUGGGCCCCCCGAUAUUUCAGCUGCUCUUCCAUGGGCGGUCGCCAAGUCUGAGGGUGGGCCGGUGGUUGUGACAGGGAGUCUUUAUCUGAUUCGACAACUAUUCGAGCUUGAGGGCAUUAGCCGAUCAAGGGAGCCGGGUAACAGAAGACCCGGACGUUCCCAACUAUAUCGAUAUAGCAAGCUUGCUAGAGAGGGAAAGCUAACAAGGGAAGAAAAACGUGAGUUCAAGGAAGCCAGGCGGCAUUUUGAGCUAUCACCUCAUCAAAGCCCGAUAUUCUCUCGCGUACACUCACCAAAGAAAAGGUUUAGAAAAAUCCUAAAAUUGACGUGGAGCAAGGAAACGCGACUGCUUCAAAGCACGGCUGCGUUUCAUAAAAUCCAAAGAAGAGGAUAUCUCCAGACCAUCAAGACUCUCAAAAGAGACAAGGCAAUGAAGGAGAAGGGAGAGGGAGUCGAUCACCCUGCCGAUACUCUCUUGGCCCGCGUCAAAGAACUGGAGGAACAGGCCGAGAAGCACAGAGAAGAGUACGACGACACUAUGUUCAGUCUAAGGGGAUACAAAGCCGUGCCACACAUGAAGUACGUGACCCAUCGCCAGGUCUUUGGGUACCCCAAGAAGCCCAAAGCACCAACCAAGUCUCCCUUCGCGGCAGCUGAAAAGAAGUCCGAGAAUACUCAACGGAAGCCUGUUAUGGCGUGGCAGGACCGAUCUCAGAGUUUUAGCGACGAGCUUGCCGCUGCUGAGAAACAGCGAGAGUUGGCGAUAAAAGAAGCUGCGAGCAAGGAGGCUGCAAAGAACAACGACGACGCCCUUGUAGCAAAGAUGGCUACUGGCAGGAGGGGCAUGUGA
Messenger RNA from Fusarium pseudograminearum CS3096, 2061 nucleotides. RefSeq lists its product as uncharacterized. NCBI's taxonomy places the organism in Eukaryota, Fungi, Ascomycota, Sordariomycetes, Hypocreales, Nectriaceae. The coding region runs from base 1 to 2061 and encodes 686 amino acids. The transcript has a single exon. The record is from RefSeq and is a predicted model, not a curated record. Gene Ontology annotation, biological process: folic acid-containing compound biosynthetic process. Gene Ontology annotation, molecular function: dihydrofolate synthase activity; tetrahydrofolylpolyglutamate synthase activity; ATP binding. Gene Ontology annotation, cellular component: cytoplasm; cytosol; mitochondrion.